Messenger RNA from Penicillium oxalicum, 1557 nucleotides. RefSeq names its product putative PHD finger domain protein. The record is from RefSeq and is a predicted model, not a curated record. Bases 1 to 1557 code for a protein of 518 amino acids. Gene Ontology annotation, biological process: regulation of DNA-templated transcription. The transcript has a single exon. Gene Ontology annotation, cellular component: nucleus; Rpd3L complex; Rpd3L-Expanded complex. NCBI's taxonomy places the organism in Eukaryota, Fungi, Ascomycota, Eurotiomycetes, Eurotiales, Aspergillaceae.
AUGGAUGCCAAGCCUGCGGCUCUGCCAGAUCCGGCGCCACAGGAGGGUGACUCAGCGAAUGCUGACUCGCCAGCCGCAGGUGGAGGCCCGGGCCCGAACGGCCAUCCUGGAACGCGGCUGCGGUUGAUUGUGAGAGGACCAAAGCCACCGGAAUCUGAGCCACCGGUCGAACAAUCACUACGUCGAGGUCGCGGUCGGCCAAAAAACAAAACCCGGCUCGCCAUCCCUAACAACACACCUCGCCGUCCCUCCACCGCAACCGCCGACACACCACAGAACACAAGGAAAAACUCGGCACCCAACAUGGCUCAAGGCGCUGAGGACUGCGCGACUGUGCUCGAGCAGUUCGUUCAUGACUCGGCGAACUUGCCCCUCGAGAUCAAUCAUCUGAUGGAGGAGAUUCAGGCCAAAGAUAAGAUCAUGCAAGAGUGCCGCGCCACCAUCAACUCCAAGGAUGGCAGCCUUCAAAAGUUCAUCAAGCUGAAUGGCAGUCUGGCCCCAAACCCCAAGGAAGAGCAAUACACCAAGGCUGUUCUUCAGAGCUUUGAUCGGAGCCAGCAGCUACAGGAUGAGAAAAUCCAACUCAGCGAGAAGGCUUGUGUUCUCCUGGACCGCCAAAUCAAGAAACUCGAUAUGCGCAUUCGCGAGCUUGUGAACGACGGUGUUCUCUCCAACGAUCCUCCACUCCCUUCCCUCUUCGACAACAAGAACAACUACCGUGACCCUCCUAAAGUCUUUUUUCCCGACGCCACCCCAUCCGAAUCCUCAUCUUAUGCCACUCCUGUCAACCAGACUUCCGGCAACGUGAAUCCGAUUCUGGCUGCGGCUCAGCGCCUCAGCCAAGCUACUCCACGUCUGUCCGGCCCCUCGGCUCUCACUGCCCAUAGCGGUGCUCGAAGCUCAGCACCCGCCACUCCUGCCGCUUCGGGGGCGAGCCACCUUCUCCAGCGCCAGCGAGAGUCUUCCGCUGGUGCAGUCGAUACCAAACGUCGCCGACUGAAUGCCUCGCUGGGUACUCUGCCCGCCGCAUCGUCCAACCUGCGCCAGUCAUCCAUGGGCCCCGGAACGCCCAAGCCUGGAACGCCUGCCGGUAGCCGUGCUGGUAGCGUGGGACCACGUGGAGCAACCGGCAUCAAGAAAGCCCUGACGAAGAAGGUUGCCCCUCACCAGCAAAUCAAGAAAAUCAAAGCCUCAGCCGCUAGCAAGCACACCAAACGGUCUUCCAGCGCCAGUGGCCGCGUCAAGGCAUCGAAGAAGUCGCCUACAGGCGAGGGUGACGAAGAUGAUGAUUCUAUGCUCAGUAGCGCUGACAUGUCGGAUUCUGACAAAAGCGAUGCGGCUGAUGGCGACGAGGAUGUGGAUGAUGAAGACGAUGAGGAGGGAGCCGAGGAUACCAAGGUCUACUGCACUUGCCGCACGGUCAGCCAUGGAGACAUGGUUGCCUGCGACAAUGACAGCUGUCCCUAUGAAUGGUUCCACUGGAAGUGCGUUGGAUUGACUCGGGAGCCAGUUGGAACUUGGUACUGUGAUGAAUGCCGAAAGACCCUUGGCAAAUAA